GCUGGGGGAGGAGUUGCCGUCGGAUUGCUUGGAAAUGUGAUGUUUUGAAGACAAUCCACUUUUCAUCUCUCCUUAGCCCCGUAAUUGACUGAAAGGUGCCAUACAUUCUCGGACACGCCAAGAAUCCGUUCAAUCUGGCUUCUGCUUCGAGUCGUCUGGGUGCACUAUGAAACUUCGAGGCCUGCUUAGGUUAGCCUAGCCUAGCCUAGUUAGCUGUUAGCAAAGAGGACAAACCCCGUUCCUGGGAUCAACACGUCGCCGAGCAAACAAACAUCAAGUCCCAAAAUGUCUGAUCUAUAUGUCAGCCAAGCCCAUCAUCCUGAACACCAGGUGUCUGCAUGCAUCAAAGAGGAGGAAGAGGAAGAGUCACCAUACAUUAAGCAAGAGGAGGACUACGUACCCAUUCAAGGUCAUCCCAAGUGGUGCUUUUUUCCCCUCUUCAAAUGAGGCAAAGAUCAAAUAUGGUUUCAGCAAAUAUCUUGGUCCUGACGCUCAACAGCUAAAGAGAAAAGUACAACUUCCAAUCAAAAAGGAGGAGGAGGUAGAGCUGCCAUACUUUAAAGAGGAGGACAAUAUUACCAUGUUGACUUGUGAGCCGUUGAAUAGCGAUGGUCUGAGUGAGGCCAGCAGAGGGACGGUGCCUCCAAGCAGCACCUCAACAGAAGAAUCGCAAGCACACAUUUUCAUCGCACCAUCAGAUAGAAAUGGAGCCACAUCACACUCACCUUACAAAGAUGAUGGUCAGAAGAAAUCUCACCGUGACGACGAACUCUGCAAAUGCUCUCAGUGUGGGAAAACCUUUGCUAAUAACUAUACUUGUCAUAUGAAUAUGAGGAGCCACACUGGUGAAAAUCCUCUUGUCUGCUCAGUUUGUAGUCAAAAAAUCACACAGAAGACUAACUUAGACGGACACCCAAGAACCCACACUGGUGAAAAACCUUUUUCCUGCUCAGUUUGUGGAAAAAGAUUUACUCAGAAGAGCGCCUUAAACACACAUACAAGAACCCACACUGGUGAAAAACCGUUUUCCUGCUCAGUUUGUGGUAAAAGAUUCGCUCAGAACAAAGACUUGAAAGUACACAUAAGAACCCACACUUGCGAAACAACUUUUUGCUGCUCAGUUUGUGGAAAAAUAUUCACGCAUAAGAGCAGCUUCAACAGACACGCAAGAACCCACACUGGUGAAAGACCUUUUUCCUGCUCAGUUUGUGGUAAAAGAUUUGCUCAGAACAAAGACUUGAAAGUACACAUAAGAACCCACACUUGUGAAAAACCUUUUUGCUGCUCAGUUUGUGGCCAACGAUUCAGUCAAAUGAGCAGCUUUAUUAGACACGCAAGAACCCACACUGGUGAAAGACCUUUUUCCUGCUCAGUUUGUGGUCAAAGAUUCCUUUGCAAGAGCAACCUAAACACACACACAAGAACCCACACUGGUGAAAAACCUUUUUCCUGCUCAGUUUGUGGUCGAGGAUUCACUCAAAUUCAACAUUUAAACAGACACACAAGAACCCACACUGGUGAAAAACCCUUUUCUUGCUCAGUUUGUGGUCAAGUAUUUAGUCAGACGAGUGCCUUAAAAGCACACACAAGAACCCACACUGGUGAAAAACCUUUUUCCUGCUCAGUUUGUGGUCAAGGAUUUAGUCGGACGAGUGCCUUAAAAGCACACACAAGAACCCACACUGGUGAAAAACCAUUUUCCUGCUCAGUUUGUGGAAAAAUAUUCGCGCACAAGAGCACUUUAAACAGACACACAAGAACCCACACUGGCGAAAAACCUUUUUCCUGCUCAGUUUGUGGUCACAGAUUUAGUCAUCAGAGUGCCUUAAAAGUACACACAAGAACCCACACUGGUGAAAAACCUUUUUCCUGCUCAGUUUGUGGUCAAAAAUUCGCCCACAAGGAUCGGAUUAGGAGACACGUGUGUAUUGGUGUAAAAAGCAGUGGCCAAUGACUGUUUUGCCUUCAUCAGAUUGUGCACUCAGGUCAAUUUUAGUGUGUAGAGUUUCCUCAAAUCCUGUUGAGGAUUGGCAGUAUUGGUGCAUUACAUGUACUUUGUCCAAUCCUUGUAUGAUGUGGAUCCACACUAUUGCCAAAAGUAUUGGCUCACCUGAUAUAAUUCAAAUUAAGUGGCAUUAUUUAUAAAAUACCCUCCCUCUUUCAAAUUACACUUUUCACAGUCAAUAUUUGAAACAGUAGACCCCAAAUUACAAAAAUUCUAAAUCAUUCAGAUAUGAGUGUAUUUAAAACAUUUGUGAGAUAGACAAUUUAUCUCCAUAUAUUAUCUGCAUCUGUGAGUAUUGGCAAGUGUUCGGUGUUUUGUCUUGUGAGCUCGACUUUGCAUGCUGUGACGGAAUGACCCUCCUCAAGGAGUUGGUAAAAUCAGUGUAUUGAACCUGUAUACUUUACAUGAAAAUGUUUGAUAUAUUUACAUUGUUUUUUUGUCACAUAUUUUUCAUCAUCUGUAUUUAGUGUGCACUGAAGAGAUAAACCUAUGAAGCCCUUAGUUUGGGGCAUGAUGAAGGUUCAAAGCGAAAUGAGAAACUUGCCUACUGUAAUGACCCUAGUAAAGAAUAAAACAGCUGAUGGUGCAAAAUAGACAACAUGAGCAUAAUCGAAACAUGUCAGAUCCGGUAUGCUACAGCAAGAGUUCAUUUUACUAUUAGACAUUUUCAUGUGAACAUUGUAACAAUGUUGGAAUUACAUUUUAAAAUUUAUUGGUAAAGCAUGUAAUUGAACGAAUAAUGGGAAUCAAACCCAAACAUAUAAAUAUGCAUACAUAUACUGUAUAAUCCCCAUUGAUUAAUGAUUUUUAUUUCGUUUUUUGAUUGAAAUCAAAUUACAACAUAUUAUUCAAUUAUUUAUUCCCCAGUGCUUGUUGAUGUAUAUGUGUUAUUACAUAGAUACAGUGCCUUGCAAAAGUAUUCGGCCCCCUUGAAUCUUGCAACCUUUCGCCACAUUUCAGGCUUCAAACAAAGAUAUGAAAUUUGUUU
Messenger RNA from Corythoichthys intestinalis (scribbled pipefish), 2993 nucleotides. RefSeq names its product gastrula zinc finger protein XlCGF57.1-like. Gene Ontology annotation, cellular component: nucleus. The transcript has 3 exons. The record is from RefSeq and is a predicted model, not a curated record. Gene Ontology annotation, molecular function: DNA-binding transcription factor activity, RNA polymerase II-specific. Gene Ontology annotation, biological process: regulation of transcription by RNA polymerase II. The coding region runs from base 299 to 1954 and encodes 551 amino acids. Lineage: Eukaryota; Metazoa; Chordata; Actinopteri; Syngnathiformes; Syngnathidae.